Messenger RNA from Phoenix dactylifera (date palm), 2756 nucleotides. RefSeq names its product protein MICRORCHIDIA 7-like. Gene Ontology annotation, molecular function: ATP hydrolysis activity. Lineage: Eukaryota; Viridiplantae; Streptophyta; Magnoliopsida; Arecales; Arecaceae. Gene Ontology annotation, cellular component: nucleus. The record is from RefSeq and is a predicted model, not a curated record.
GGGAAACCCCGUUCUUGAACCCGUAUUAGAACGAAACCCCUCUCGCCUUCUCUUCUCCCCAUCUUUCGUGCUCUCGUUCCUUCGCGCUCUCUCAUGGGUUCGGUUGUGGAGGCGGACGAGGCGGCGGAGAGGUCCUUCGGAACGGCGGUGCCGCCGGCCGCGGCGGAGAUGAUCCAUCUCACCAUGAGCGAAACAGAGCCCAACGCCCGCGACGACGGCGAUAAGGGCCUCGGGAAGAGGGCUAGAGCUUUCGGGGAGGGAGUUGUGAUGAAGCGGCCCAAGUUGGAAGCGGAGGACAGCCCUACGGACGUGCUGACACUCGGUUUCCUUGACCCCUUCACGCCGGAGAUGCCGCCUCUGGCGACGAUAGCGCCUGCUCUGGCGCCGAUCCUUAUGCCCAUGCCGAUGUCUUUUGCAUUGCCGGAGCCGUCGGUGGUACGGGUUUGCCGGAAUUUCUGGAAUGCAGGGGAGUACGAGGGACUGCCGAUGGACGAUUCGACUUCCUUUUCUGUUGGUAUUGAUCAUGUGAGGGUUCACCCCAAGUUUCUACACUCAAAUGCUACAAGUCAUAAAUGGGCUCUUGGAGCAUUGGCUGAGCUUUUGGACAAUUCUUUGGAUGAGGUUUGUAAUGGAGCUACAUUCGUGAAUAUAGAUAUGUUGGAGAAUAGAAAAAGUGGAACUAAAAUGUUGCUAGUUGAAGAUGAUGGAGGUGGAAUGGAUCCAGAUGGAAUGCGGCAGUGCAUGUCUUUGGGCUAUUCAUUGAAAAGCAAAUCAGCAAAUACUAUUGGACAAUAUGGAAACGGCUUUAAGACAAGUACUAUGAGGCUAGGGGCUGACGUCAUUGUCUUCUCUCGUAGUUGUGGAAAACAUGGGCAAAGGGCCACACAGAGCAUUGGAAUGUUGUCCUACACAUUUUUGAGGACCACAGGGAAAGAAGAUAUCGUAGUUCCUAUUAUUGAUUAUGAGAAAGAAGGGGAAGCUUGGAGUAAGAUGAAGCGGUGUUCUUCAGUUUGGAACAAUAAUUUAGAAACUAUUAUACAGUGGUCUCCAUAUUUCAGUGAAGCUGAUCUUCUUCAACAGUUUAGUUCAAUGUCCGAUCAGGGAACACGAAUAGUUAUAUACAAUCUAUGGGAGGAUGACCAAGGAGAGCUGGAACUUGAUUUUGGUGCUGAUAUUCACGAUAUCCAGAUUAGAGGUGUUAACCGAGAUGAGAAAAAGAUAGAAAUGUUCAAGAAAUUCCCUAAUUCCAGACAUUUCCUGACAUAUCGGCAUUCACUAAGGAGUUAUGCAUCGAUUCUUUAUCUCAGAAUUCCACCUAGUUUCAGAAUGAUCCUACGUGGUAAGGAAGUUGAACACCACAAUCUUGUGGAUGAUAUGCUGCUAAAGCAUGAAGUCGUUUACAAGCCCCAACCAGUUGCCAAUGGACUUCUGAAGGAUUCAAAUAUGGUUGCUGUUGUGACGGUUGGUUUUGUGAAGGAUGCAAAAGAUCAUAUUGAUGUUCAAGGAUUUAAUGUCUAUCACAAGAAUCGGCUGAUAAAGCCUUUUUGGAGGGUCUGGAAUGCUGCAGGAAGUGAUGGACGUGGAGUAAUAGGUGUCUUGGAGGCAAAUUUUGUUGAACCAGCUCACGACAAACAAGAUUUUGAGCGCACAACUGUGCUAUCAAGGCUUGAAGCACGUCUGGUUAAGUUUCAGAGAGAAUACUGGUCAAAAAACUGCCAUCAAAUUGGCUAUGCUCCAAGGUGUAAAAAGAAACUUGUAAAUGAUUCAGAAGAUAGGGUGAGAUCUCUGGAAGCUCCUUGUCAGCCAUCAUUUAGGCAUUCGAGGAAGGAAACUUCUCCAAGCAAGGUGACACCUGAAGUCAGCAAAUCAAAAAAUUUUAAGCAUCAAAAUACCGAGAAGUUCUCUUUACCCUCAAACCACAAUAUGGGAAAAGCUGACACUCCACCUGUUGGAUCAGAAAAACUGGAGAAUUUGAGAAGUGUGAAUGGACAUGAUUCUUUUAUGAAAGAAAAUGGAUUAAAUGGUGCUGAGAGGCUUGAAAAUAUGUUCCAUUCUCCACAAUCAAUUUUUAAUGGAAUACCCCAUGCUUUAGCUGAUCUGAGUGAUUCUGAGACUGAAUACAUAUUUGAUAGGAGAUCUGAACAUGAAUUGGGUGGUUCAAAGGCAUCUCCUCAGAAAUCCUUCCAAAAAUAUACAAAGGCAACUGAUGCAAUAUGCAAUGGACAUGGGACUGGCUUCGAGGACACUAAUCUUAGCAUUGAGAAACUAACUCGUGAGAAUGAGGCAUUGAAGAAAAGAAUUAAGGAGAUGGAGGACUUGUUAGAUGAAUUGCAAUAUGAGAGGGACAGAAAUAAAUCACUGACCAAGCAACUGGAAGCAGUACAAAAUAAGCUAGAAGAGGCAAACAAGGAACAAGAUGCUUUAACUGACAUAUUUCAAGAUGAAAGAAAUCGGAAAGACAAAGUUGAGGAUAGCUUGAGGAAAGAAUUAAAGGCUGCUUUGGCUACCAUACAAGAUUUGUCAGAGAAGCUAAAUUAUAACAAUAAUGUCAAACUGGAAAAUUAGGUUGCAGGUGAAGCUGAAGACUUUCUCCUUUAUGACAACCAUUAUUUGUUCAAGACUCGAUUAUUGGCUUACCAUUAUCCAGCAUUUCUAAAUUCCCAGCAGUGAUCACUAAAUGAUCAAAAAAUAACGAGCAAGUGACUUCUGAAAUGACUGGUGUUCCAACAUGCUAAUGAUAAUUCAUGAUUUUCUGA